Lasiosphaeria miniovina is the source of this 719-nucleotide messenger RNA. RefSeq lists its product as uncharacterized. Lineage: Eukaryota; Fungi; Ascomycota; Sordariomycetes; Sordariales; Lasiosphaeriaceae. The coding region runs from base 254 to 649 and encodes 131 amino acids. The record is from RefSeq and is a predicted model, not a curated record. The transcript has a single exon.
AUCUAUCCCGUCUCUCCACACUGCUCCCGGUCUCCACACUGCUCCCGGUCUCCGCACUGCCCCCGGUCUCCACACUGCUCCCGGUCGACUUUGCUCUCCCUUGCUUCCGCCCCUCUUUUAAUCCCGUUUCUGGCGUGUCAAGGCUCUGCAUGUGUUUGUGCACGAUCUGUAGGUGUAUCCUGAGCCCAGGGGAAACGAGGAUCCCGCUUCCUUCUCCCCACCCAGACAACGCACAACGCCCCCAGUGUGCCAGAUGCAAUAUCGGCGCCAACGUCGACCAAAACUCGAUUGCGGCUGGAGUGGUGGAGCCUGCCAGUGCUGUUGGGUUGGACCGGCGAAACUUGGACCAGCGAAACUUGAACGCCACGUUUCCAUGCUACGCCGCCAUGUGGGUCUGAGGAUCCGGGCUCGGUACUUGGAAGUUUGUGCCCGAGUGCCUCACGGUCUCUUUUGUAUCUUUGCGUGCCUUGGCCUGUUUUUCAGUAUCAUUCUAGUUUUGACUCUCAAUAGACCUAGUGGAUGGCUUCCCUCGUUAGUAACAUCAACCAGUCUUGUUCUGCACUGCGUCUUGCAUGCAUCAGCUACGCCAGUCUUCCUCUUUCUUUCGUUGCUGCGUUGCUACUACCCUCUCCAUUGUCGUUGCCUUUGAUGCCCACGCAGAUAUUCUUUGCUCCACAACAUGCGAGACAAGACAGGAGACCCAGCAGCUCACCCAGAAA